Molecule: messenger RNA, 2987 nt
Organism: Formica exsecta
Lineage: Eukaryota; Metazoa; Arthropoda; Insecta; Hymenoptera; Formicidae
Exons: 4
Coding region: 1-2883 (960 amino acids)
Source: RefSeq, a predicted model, not a curated record
AUGAGGAGUAAAGCUAAGCAGAGAACUAAAAAGAUAAUGAGAUCUAAAGGAUCAGAUACCCAGAUUCGUCGAAACGAAAUAGAAAUGUUUUUUCAUAAAUUACAGCAAGUAGUAAAAGAAUCUCGUAAUGAUGGUCAAAUCUCGCAAGAUUGUACUCUGCUUCAUACCAACAAUAAGAAACAGGCAUUGCCAGAAAGAGAUUCUACAUUUAUCCAUACGAACACUCGCAAUGAAGGCCGCGAUAAUUAUACGUGUCGUUGCAAAUAUCUUUCAGAAAUACCGUCGAAUAUGUUUCCGCCGUUCUACAAGAGGAUAUCUAGCUCUAUAGGACGAUAUGAGGUUGAAUUGAAUUUUAUUCAGGCUAUAGUUUGGUUGAAAUCCGUCACUGCCUGCAUACCUCAAAUAUCAGUCGAAAAAUUGCAACAGUUAUUUGAUAAGCAAUGCAAUAUGCGCGAUAACUAUAAUUAUGAUGAAAAUAGACAUGUCAAAGAUGUUGAUGUUGAAUCGUCAUUAACAAUUCCUAUAAAUAAAACUCCAUCAAUACACGAGAUGCUCAACAACAGUGAAGAAUUCAUAACGUCGAAUCUUAGAAAUAUUUUUGAUUCCUCAUAUAAUGUUAUAUCUCCAAUGAUUUAUAAAUCAUAUAUCGAGCCUGAAGAUAUACAAAGCCAAACAUUUGACUUUAUAUCCUCUUCGAAAGAUCGAAAUGAAUCGGUCGCAGAGUUCUCGAAGCCAGAAACAAAUACUUACGCCAUGACCAAUCAAAAAAGGAGGAAAGAAUUUUUAUCAAAACCUUGUAUAAUUCCGGAUUUAUAUGAAGAUCCCUUGUCGGAUAUGAAUGACUUAUUUGAAGAAUCUGAUAAUAUGCAAAAACAUCAAAAUUAUGAAAAUGAGCAGAUAUCAUCGAAAAAUUCUAAUAAACAAGUAAAUAAUGAAAUUACCGAAGACAAAAGUAUCUGUCCUACUUCAAAGAAGCCAGAAACAAGUACUAGUCACGUCAUGACAAACCAAGAAAAGAGGAAAGAAUUUUUAUCUAAACCUUGUAUAAUUCCGGAUUUAGAUGAAGAUUCUUUGUCGGAUAUGAAUGAUUUAUUUGAGGAAUCUGAUGAUAUGCAAGAGCAUCAAAAUUUUGAAAAUGAGCAGAUAUCAUCGAAAAAUUCUAAUAAACGAGUAAAUAAUGAAAUUACCGAAGACAAAAGUAUCUGUUCUACUUCAAAGAAACCAGAAACAAGUACUAAUUACGUUAUGACAAACCAAGAAAAGAGGAAAGAAUUUUUAUCAAAACCUUGUAUAAUUCCGGAUUUAGAUGAAGAUUCCUUGUCGGAUAUGAAUGACCUAUUUGAGGAAUCUGAUGAUAUGCAAGAGCAUCAAAAUUUUGAAAAUGAGCAGAUAUCAUUGAAAAAUUCGAAUAAACGAAUAAAUAAUGAAAUUAUCGAAGACGAAAGUAUUUGUUCUAUUUCAAAGAAUAAUGCUGACAUUUCGAAUGAACAUAGAUCUGUUUCACUGGCAAGAUGUCAAUCUUUUGAGUCAAUUCUUAAUUUAAAAUAUAAUUUUGAUGACGAAUACAUUACACCAAUGACAAGCCAAUACGAUGCAAAUAACAAAAUGAAGACGCCAGAUUACCAUAAUCCUACUAAUUUUACUAAUUAUUUAAGUAACAUAAAUUUUUCUGAAAUAAUUUCUCCAAUUUCCUGUAUGAUACCUCGGGAGCAGAACAAAGCCAAUAAUUUUCAAACCGGUCAAGCGCAAUCAAAAACUUUACAUGAUUAUAAUGACGAAGAUUUCGAAUAUGAUAUCAACGAUAACAGUCUCUGUACAUCGAUGAGUGAUACCGCUGCUGAAAACCAGGAUCAUGACAGUGCAUACAGUACAUGGAAAAUUGAGACACUUAAUUAUGAUGCUGCAAUAACAACGAAACCUAUUACCGCUAAUAAGCGCAAAUCGAAUGCUAAUAUCGGGUGCCAUUAUAAUCUACGAUCUCAUAAGAAGCACAUAGAAGUAACGGUUUCUCCUUCAUUGAUACAGAAACCGGUACGUAGACGACCUUCUGCGGGAAAGCGAUGUUCAUCAAAGAAGCGUAAAUCGGAACCUGCGAAGGAUCUGUCAAAGAAAAAAAAGGGGAAUAAAGAUGAAGUGAUCUCUGCCAGCUGGUUGGACUUUACUAUAGAAUUGUUGAAUUCAGAACACGUAAUUCUUACAUCAGUCAAGAUAAUCCUUUCGACGCUUUGUGACAAGAAAACAGCGCAAGAAUAUGCCGUACAUAGAUGUUGGAAGGAUAGUUUGGAAGAGCAAGCUAUAAACGCGGUGUUGAAUAUAGUGGAUAUUCUUAAGAUGGAGAAGAAGCCCGAUAUAUGCGCAAAACAAAUCGAAAAGACGAUAAUCGAAACUUUGGACGAGAUGCUGACAAGUUUACAAUUAAAUGAGACAUUUAUAUGGAUAUAUCGCAUACAAAUAAUUCUAAAAUUUUGUAAUCUGUUGUCGAUAUGCAUCAAAACGAUAAAUUAUCUGAUUAUAAUGUUAGAAACGCUUCAAUACGUGCUGAUCAACGCAGCGAACGAAAAUGAACGGACUACAGAAAUUGAAAUAAAUCAGUUGCAUUUAGUAUCUUAUGCGCUAGACAUGGCUUUACGGACAUAUCGUAUAUUAGUACCAAGAGACAAAAAAUCUCAAUCCGCGGAAAAUGCGAUACCUUACGUCGCAGAUCUUUGGAAGAUGCGCUAUAGAAUUGAAAACGAGAAACUCGAAGAUACAAGCUUCGAUCUAGAUGCUACUGAGAAAAAAUGGAUAAACGUAUUACAAAAGUUCACAGUAGUAUCCGUGAAACAUUUGGUACAAUUCACUGACAUUUCAUUUUCGCUAUAUCACAUAUUAAUCUCGGCUUAACAUGAAUAUGACAUAACGUAUGACUUCUAACGUACGAGUUGCUGUAUUAAAAAGUUAUGUUUAGUUUCUAUAUUCUUUUUAGCGUUUAACAAUUAAAAAAUGUU